CGUCAGCCAGCCCUGCCAUCUAGUGAACGCUGCUACUGGAGCUGCCGUAUACCCUGCAGAGAGCUGUGUGUGUAUAUGUGUGUGUGUUUAAGUGCAUGAGUGUACGCAGAUGGGAAAGCAACUGAGUCAGGGAGGGCUGCCUCUCAUCUCUCUGCUGUUAUCACCAUCCUUCACUCUCCCUUCUCUCCUCCUCUGCUGCCAUGGAGCUCCAGCAGGCUGAAUCACAACAGCGUCUGCAGAAAGGGCCGAGGUAGAUGUGUGUGUGAAUGCGGUGCUCCAUUGGGCCAGUAUGGAGCGUGUGUGUCUGAGGAGGUGGGCAUCGGGCUCUGCUGUUGUGUUCCUUCACACACUGGCCUUAUCCUGGACAGGUGCGAUUGAGCCCGCCCCCAAAAUUGAUGGAUGGCACCGGGGAGCAUUGACAAUGCAUGAGAACACGACACACAGGUUUAACUGCCAAUCAGAUGGCUGGGAUCCUCACGCCCCUCCAAUGCUGACCUGGUACCUGAACGGGGUGCCGCAGGGAGAGCCAUCACCCAACCGUGGGCGCCUGGUGAUGACAUCGCAGGAAGAUUCUGAGGUCAUGAGACCAGGGAUCAAUCACAACAGCACCUUCUCUCUGCAGGCCAGAAAGUGGGACAGGGAGCUAGUGUGUGUGGCCUCAAAUCCCCGGACAGGAGAGAGCUACAACGCCACAGUCACACUCAACGUCCAGUUCCAGCCAGAGAUCCUCAGGGUGAACGCCCACUACAGUGAAACCUCAGACCCAGGCCUCUCCCUGGUCCUAUUCGCCUUGGUACGGUCCAACCCACCUGCCACCAUCACCUUCGUCGACCAGUCUGGCCAGUUGGUAGCUAACACCUCUGACUUCCUCAUCCUGGACUCACGAAGCUACCCCUGGCUGACCAAUCACACGCUGAGGGUGACGCUCAGUAGCCUAUCAGGGAAUGUCUCGCUGAACGCCAGCAACAGUGUGGGAACGGUGCAGAGCAACCUCACGUUAGCAGAGUUCCUGCAGUCUCGUGUGGAGGUGCCCAUGCUGGGAAUAGUGACUGGGGGAGCCAUGGCCUUCAUGGCCCUCCUCAUCCUCAGUCUGAUAGUUCUCUGCCUCAUGCAAAAAAACAAAAGCAAGACCAUUGACGAGCCAGUGGAGAUUCUGAUGACCAAGAAAAGUGACUCUGUCAAUCUGAAGACAGAGAAAGCUGAUAUGAACAUCAUCCCCAGAGAGAACAUGUCUCUGCCUUCCAACAUGCAGCUCAAUGACCUCAGCACUUUGAGAAAAGCCCGAGAGGCUGCCCAGCAGAACAGUGUGGGAGAGAAGAAGGAAGAGGAGGAGGAAGAUCUGUCUUUAGCCUAUGCCGCCAGAGGUUUCGCCAGGUAUCCGAUGGUGGGCUACAUCUAUAAGGUGAACAGCACAAGCAGUGAGGAGAUCUGGCUCUGACUUACCUCAAAGUUAGCACACCGACUGUACAUGCAUGCAUAACUGCUCCCAACAGUGCAGCUGUCCAAGAGGAAACCCAGAACAACUGCCAGUCAGUCAUUCUACCACUCAUCCGUCACCUUCUAGUUGGACAGCGGAUGACCAGCAACCACAGGCUAUGUUAUUGUGGAGCUCUUAUCAGUUUCUGGACCAGAUAACAGAAUCAACACGCUCAAUGUGAGUAUCAUGUCUGCGAAACAAAACUGUCCCUGUUCUUGUCUCUCUGAAUCGAGCGUUCGGGUAUUUACACUGCUUGUCUCAACAAUGCAAAGUAUGAUUUCUACAUAAAAAAGCUCAUAUUCUGAAAUGUUUGGACAUGAUUUCCUCCUGUAACCACCAUGCUCAUAACGUCGUCGUCCCUGUUGCAUUAUUGGAAUGCAUUAAAUGUUCUAUGCUAAGACCAGAAUGUCCAGGAUAAUGUACUGUAUGUGAGAUUUUACAUUUUUGACCGCUAAUACCUAAAUAAAGUGGUCCAUAAUUAUAGAGUAUGUAUUUGUAUAUGGACAUGUAACAUGUCAUGUACUGUAUAUUUGUAUGCAUAUGCAUAUGUGUAUAAAAGAGGACAUCUAAUAAAGAUAAUAUUGAAAUUGUA
Messenger RNA from Seriola aureovittata, 2069 nucleotides. Its product is annotated as transmembrane protein 25. The record is from RefSeq and is a predicted model, not a curated record. Bases 290 to 1438 code for a protein of 382 amino acids. Gene Ontology annotation, biological process: negative regulation of excitatory postsynaptic potential. Lineage: Eukaryota; Metazoa; Chordata; Actinopteri; Carangiformes; Carangidae. The transcript is spliced from 9 exons.